CUUGCACUGACGUUCACUGUCACUCUUGGCUCAGUGUGGCGAUCGCAAUGAAGACCUUAAUAAUUCUGCUGUUUUUGGUGGGCGUUGCAGUAUGCAUGCCUGCAGAUAGUCCCGCGGAUAAAGCUUUAGGUGCAGCUAAAGACGCCGCUAAAGAUGCCACAAAGGACGCACCUAAAGACGCAAAGAAAGAUGGCGAUAAAGAUAAGAAAGAUGGCGACAAAGAUAAGAAAGAUGGCGACAAAGAUAAAGAUAAAAAAGACGCAGAUAAAGAUAAAAAAGAUGCAGAAAAGAAAAAGGAUGAAGAAAAAGUAGACAAAAAGGAUGAUGACGAGAAAAAAAAGGAAAAGAAACACAAAAAGCACAAGAAACACGACGAUGAUGAUGAUGAUUCAAGCUCAGAAGAAAACGACUCAGGCGAAGAUGAAGAAAAGGAGAAAAAACAUAAGAAACACAACAAAGGAAAGAAACAUAAGAAGAAUGAUGAUGAUGAUGACUCGGAUGAUGACGUAAAAGAGCAGCUGAAAGAAAAAGAAAAGGCAUUAAAGGCUGCCGCUAAAAAACUCAAGGAACUUGAAAAGGAAAAGCAACAAGCGCUCGAUGACGCAGACGAUGAAGCUAAGGAUGCUACUGAUGGCGCUGAUGAUAAGACAAAAAUCAGUCCUAAAAAACAUAAACCACAUCAUAAGAAACAUCAUAAAGGACCUCUGCCAGAUGUGGGUAAGUUUGCCAAGGAGGCUGAAGAAAUCCCUAAAGGACUAGAGUCGACGGCUGAAGGUGCAUUAGGGAAUGUUCCCGGUCUUGGAGGGCAUGGUAAACAUGGUCAUGGCAAGGGACAUGGUGGUAUCGAUGGCGCAAUAGGCGUGGUGCCAAAAGUCGCUGGUGAAUUCGUUGAUGACGCUGUGAAAGCAGGCGAUGACCUCCUUAACACAGGCCUCGGCUUAUUUGGUAAGAUUCAAAAUUACAGGGUGUUAGUUACAUCGUAACGAAUACUGAGGGGGAUGAUUUAGCUUAUUAU
Messenger RNA from Pectinophora gossypiella (pink bollworm), 1015 nucleotides. Its product is annotated as cylicin-1-like. Bases 48 to 983 code for a protein of 311 amino acids. The record is from RefSeq and is a predicted model, not a curated record. Lineage: Eukaryota; Metazoa; Arthropoda; Insecta; Lepidoptera; Gelechiidae. The transcript has 9 exons.